GCGGUUCCCACAAUGCUCACGCAGCCCCGCUUCGGCUCCCGAGACGGCAGCAGCUCCAAGAUGGCGCAGACGAUUUUCGAGGCCCUGGAGGGAAUGGACAAUCAGACCGUCCUGGCCGUCCAGUCAUUGUUGGACGGCCAAGGAGCAGUCCCUGAUCCAACAGGCCAGAGUGUCAAUGCACCUCCUGCUAUCCAGCCACUGGAUGAUGAGGAUGUCUUUCUCUGCGGAAAGUGUAAGAAGCAAUUCAACUCAUUGCCAGCAUUUAUGACCCACAAGCGGGAACAGUGCCAGGGGAAUGCCCCGCCCCUGGCCACCGUCUCAUUGGCCACCAACAGCAUCUACACCCCUUCGGCGGCCCCUGCAGCUGUCCAGCAGGCCCCGCCUCCUGCCAAUCGCCAGAUCUCUACGUACAUUACCGUGCCCCCAUCCCCGCUGAUCCAGACCCUGGUGCAGGGGAACAUCUUGGUGAGCGAUGACGUGCUCAUGUCUGCCAUGUCGGCCUUCACGUCCUUGGACCAACCCAUGUCCCAGGGCCCCCCGCCUGUGCAGAGCAGCCUGAACAUGCAUUCCGCACCAAGCUACCUCACCCAGCCUCCACCACCUCCUCCACCCCCUCCGCCACUGCCUCCACCCCCACCACCCCAGCCCCCACCGCCCCCACCCCAGAGCCUGGGGCCCCCUGGGCGUCCCAACCCUGGCGGCAGUGGUGUGGUGGAGGUGUACAGUGCCACGGCGCCCCUGGCUGGGAGUGGCACGGUGGAGAUCCAGGCAUUGGGAAUGCAGCCUUACCCACCCCUGGAGGUGCCAAACCAGUGUGUGGAGGCUCCAGUAUACCCCACCCCUCCAGUGUACAGCCCUGGCAAACAGGGAUUCAAACCGAAAGGACCAAACCCGGCUGCCCCCAUGACCAGCGCUACUGGGGGCACGGUGGCCACCUUUGACCCCCCACCAACACUGAAGACCCGCCGGGCCAAAGGUGCCAGUGGACUCCCAGAAGCUGCAGGGAAACCCAAGCCUCAAAAACUCAAGUGCUCAUACUGUGACAAGUCAUUCACCAAAAACUUCGACCUGCAGCAGCACAUCCGAAGCCACACCGGUGAGAAGCCCUUCCAGUGCAUUGCUUGUGGUCGUGCCUUUGCCCAGAAAUCUAACGUCAAGAAACACAUGCAGACUCAUAAGGUGUGGCCUCCAGGGCGGAGCGGUGGCACUGUCUCUCGCAACUCUGUGACCGUACAGGUCAUGGCCCUCAACCCCAGCAGGCAGGAGGAUGAGGAAAACACAGGAUUGGGCCAGUCCCUGUCGGGUGCCCCACAGCCCCAGGCCUUGCCUGCUGCAGGUGAGGACGAAGGGGACAAACUGGAGGCCAAGCAGGUUGUCCUCAUCGAUAGCUCCUACCUGUGCCAGUUCUGCCCCAGCAAGUUCAGCACCUACUUCCAGCUCAAGUCCCACAUGACCCAGCAUAAGAAUGAGCAGGUAUACAAGUGUGUGGUCAAAAGCUGUGCGCAGACGUUCCCAAAGCUCGACACCUUUCUGGAGCAUAUCAAGAGCCACCAGGAGGAGCUGAGCUAUCGCUGUCACCUCUGUGGCAAGGACUUCCCCUCGCUCUAUGAUCUGGGAGUGCACCAGUACUCCCACAGCCUCCUGCCGCAGCACAGCCCCAAGAAGGACAGCGCAGUCUACAAGUGUGUCAAAUGUGUCAACAAAUACUCAACCCCUGAGGCCCUGGAACACCACCUGCAGACCGCCACUCACAACUUCCCCUGCCCUCACUGCCAGAAGGUGUUUCCUUGUGAGCGCUACCUGCGGCGCCAUCUGCCCACCCAUGGCAGUGGCGGCAGGUUCAAGUGCCAGGUGUGCAAGAAGUUCUUCCGGCGGGAGCACUACCUCAAACUGCAUGCUCACAUCCACUCAGGUGAGAAGCCCUACAAAUGCUCAGUGUGCGAGUCCGCGUUCAACCGUAAGGACAAACUGAAGAGACACAUGUUGAUCCAUGAACCAUUCAAGAAAUACAAAUGCCCCUUCUCGACACACACAGGCUGCAGUAAAGAGUUCAACCGGCCAGACAAGCUGAAGGCGCAUAUCCUCUCCCACUCCGGCAUGAAGCUCCACAAGUGUGCCCUGUGCAGCAAGUCCUUCAGCCGCCGCGCCCACCUCGCGGAGCACCAGCGUGCCCACACCGGCAACUACAAGUUCCGCUGCGCCGGCUGUGCCAAGGGCUUUUCCCGACACAAAUACCUCAAAGAUCACCGCUGCCGCCUUGGCCCCCAGAAGGAUAAGGACCUGCAAGCCCGGCGGCCCUCCCGGAGGAGGGCAGCACCUCGCAGUGGCAGCAGUGGCGGGCGUAAGGUGGUAACUCCCCUGCCCGACCCGCUGGGGCUGGAGGAGCUGAAGGACACCGGGGCUGGGUCAGUGUCCGAGGCUGCCCCAGGCAAGCCGCCCUUCUCGGAGCCAGACGCAGUGCUGUCCAUCGUGGUGGGUGGCACAGUGGGGGGUGAACCAGAGCUGGUAGUGCCCGGGCAUGCAGAGAGCCUGGGCUCCAACCUGGCGCUGGCAGAGCUGCAGGCCGGGGCCGAAGGCCCAUGUGCCAUGCUAGCUGUGCCUGUCUACAUCCAGGCCUCAGAGUGACGGACCCGCGGUGUUUGCUCCCAGAGCCUGGCCUGAUGCUCCCCUGUGGGUCUAGGCCUCAGGGGCUGACAAGAGAUCCUUCCCUGUGGAAGUGAGCCAUUGGCCAAAAUCCUUCUGGAGUGUCAUUUAUGAACCCUCGCCUGUGGCCAGCCUGC
Molecule: messenger RNA, 2780 nt
Organism: Lontra canadensis (Northern American river otter)
Lineage: Eukaryota; Metazoa; Chordata; Mammalia; Carnivora; Mustelidae
Gene: ZNF341
Product: zinc finger protein 341
Exons: 15
Coding region: 13-2625 (870 amino acids)
Source: RefSeq, a predicted model, not a curated record